UGUUUGUCCCUUUUCAUAUCGUUGCAUUUUCUCCGCCGGUUUGCACGUGGAUUUCGUGUUCGUCUCUGCCGGGAAAGCAAGUUCAGCCAAUUUUGUGCAAAUCCGCCGAAAGGAAAAAUGGGCCGUAAUCAGUUCCAUCAUCGCGGUGGUAAUCGUGGCGGAGGCAGACCAAGCAAUCGGCACCGCGGAGCAGGUGGCCACCAUUCAUCGUUCAAGCAUCGUGGCGGCGGCGGCGGCCAGCAUCGGUCCUCGACGCCAAGGGGAGGAAAAUUCUCGUUCGGCAAUGGACGGCAACAACAGCCGCCAAAAACUCGCGAGCCGGUGGCUGUUUCGAACGUGAAGGAAGAUCAGGUAUUCAUCACGGAGUACGUGACCGAGGGCGAAGGAUUCCUGGGGAUUUUGAAAUCGAGAUUUUCGGAUUUCCAAGUGAACGAAAUCGACUGCGAUGGAAAAGAAGCCAUUCUCACAGAUGAAAAAGCCCCUACUCCGCCCGAAAGUGAAGAACAAUCGAAUGAAGAGUCCGAGAAAGAGCUGGUCCAAUUGAUCUCACAGGAAAAUGUGGAUAAAAUUCGCAAGAUAGCCGAUUCCAAGGGAAAAUGUAACGAUAUCGUCGUAGUGGACGUAACAGAAAUGUCGAAGGAGGACCGCGGUAAGAUUCACAAUAGUGCCAAGAGCAUAUUUGGAAAGGCCAUUGUGGGAUCGACCGUAACGAAAAACGACAAAAAGUUGAUCACGUUUGCCGCGUUCAAUAAGUUCCAGCAGGUGGAUCGGAGAGAGAAAUGGAUGUGGCCACAUCGUUUCACCCAUUUCCUGUUGUACAAAGAAAACGAAGACACGAUCCAGGCAACUUCACAGCUGGCAGAGUUGUUGAAAUGUUCUCCUUCGGCAUUCGCUUAUGCCGGAACUAAGGACCGUCGUGCUAAAACUACCCAGUGGGUUAGUAUGAAGAUGUAUCACCCAAGCAAAAUUGUUGCGGCUGCGGCCAAGAUCCGACAGCUGACGGUGGGCAACUUUUGCUUUAAGCCAGAACAGCUCAAGCUGGGUCAGUUGCAAGGAAACCGGUUCCGGAUAGCGUUGCGUCAGGUUUCCGCCGAGGAGACCGUCAUCCGUAAAUCGUUGGAAAGCUUUCAAGAGAAGGGAUUCAUCAAUUAUUUCGGUUUGCAGCGGUUCGGCAACAGUGCCACAGUUCCAACGUACAAGGUCGGAUUGGAAAUCCUGAAAAGUUGCUGGCAAGAGGCGGUCAAUUUGAUUCUGAAACCUCGUGAGAAUGACCACUGGUACAUGAAGGCCUGUCGGGAAGAGUACCAGAAAACGCGUGACCCCAGAAGUGCCUUAGACAAGCUGAGCCCGAAGAACAAAAGCAUUGAAAAACAAGUCUUGUCAUGGCUCGUGGAUCACAAAAACGACUUCAAGGGCGCUCUGCAGCGUAUUCCCAGGAACGUGAGACUGCUCUACUGUCAUUCCUACCAAAGCCUAAUAUGGAAUCGGGUUGCAAGUAAAAGGCUAAAAGAACUGGGCUAUCAACUGAUUCCAGGCGAUCUCGUAUACGUCGACAAAACAGUCAGCGCUGAACUGCCCAUAGAGGAUGCCCCUAUCGAGCUGCAGGACAAUCCACCGGAGGAAGAUUCCGAAGAAUCAUCCGAAACGUCCGUGUUCAAGAAUUUAGUCAAGCCCCUUACCGAAGCGGACAUUGCCUCUGGCCAAUACACCCUUUUCGACGUGGUUCUCCCAUUGCCAGGACACGAUAUUACCUAUCCGGCCAACGAAUGCGGCAAAUGGUACGAGGACAUGAUGGCCGAAGAUGGACUCUCGUCUGAGAAAUUAAAGAGCAAAAUCAAGAAAGAGUCGCUGGGUGGUGCCUAUCGGAAGAUGGUUAUUAAACCGCAAAAUCUGAGCUGGAAGCUGACCACCUAUGCGGAUCCGUCGGAUAUUCUUAUUCUUUCUGAUCUGGAGAAGCUGAAGGGCGUCAAGGAGCCGGAGCCCAAAGAAGAUGCCAGCAAUAAGGCGCUCAUCCUGGACUUCCAGCUGCCAAGUUCGUCCUACGCGACGAUGGCUCUGCGAGAGAUUCUUAAAGCGGAUACAUCGGCCAUGCACCAGCGAUCAUUGGAGCAAGUGCAAUCGACAAAGGGAGCGGACGAGCCGCCAGCGGAGUCCACACCCGAAGAGCAACCCAUCGAAAGUGACACAACCGAUAAGAAUGAUAAGCCCACAGAAGACGCUCCUGCUGUCCAAGAUGAACCGGAAAAGGAAACCUCCCAUGAAAGCACCACGAAGGAUGAUGGGUCUCCAACGAAUGCCGAUGAGUCUCCUCAAGAAGAGGAGCCGGCGGUAAAGAAACCCAAACUGGAUCAGUAAGGGUAAUUUGCGUUGUAGAACCCUCGGCGGAAAUGCGGGAUACUGUACCACUCUGUGAACAUUGACGGCUUAGAAGGUGGGUAUUUUCUGUAGCAUCCAACAAUCUAGGUCGUUGUUCACAAAACUAUCGAGGAAUUUGCAUUAUCUAUUUUUUAAACUGAUUUUCUAAAAAUGGACAUAUUAAAGUACACAAAGUGAUGUAUGUAUGUAUUUCAUAAUACAAAUA
Messenger RNA from Aedes albopictus (Asian tiger mosquito), 2581 nucleotides. It is a transcript of the gene Pus7, whose product is annotated as pseudouridylate synthase 7 homolog. Gene Ontology annotation, biological process: pseudouridine synthesis. The coding region runs from base 118 to 2355 and encodes 745 amino acids. Gene Ontology annotation, cellular component: nucleus. The transcript has 3 exons. The record is from RefSeq and is a predicted model, not a curated record. Gene Ontology annotation, molecular function: pseudouridine synthase activity; RNA binding. NCBI's taxonomy places the organism in Eukaryota, Metazoa, Arthropoda, Insecta, Diptera, Culicidae.